ACUGCAGCCAGCAGCUACCCUAUGGCCUCCUUAUACGUGGGUGAUUUGCACUCGGACGUCACCGAAGCCAUGCUGUAUGAAAAGUUCAGCCCUGUGGGGCCUGUGCUGUCCAUCCGGGUCUGUCCCGAUAUGAUCACCUGGCGCUCUCUGGGUUAUGCCUAUGUCAACUUCCCUGACGCUGAGAGGGCCUUGGACACCAUGAACUUCGACGUGAUAAAGGGAAAGCCAAUCCGCAUCAUGUGGUCGCAGAGGGAUCCCUCUUUGAGAAAGUCUGGGGUGGGAAAUGUCUUCAUCAAGAACCUGGACAAAUCCAUAGACAACAAGGCACUGUAUGACACUUUCUCUGCCUUUGGAAACAUCUUGUCCUGUAAGGUGGUCUGUGAUGAGAAGGGCUCUAAGGGCUAUGCUUUUGUUCACUUCGAGACCCAAGAGGCCGCUGACAAGGCUGUCGAGAAGAUGAAUGGCAUGCUUCUCAAUGACCGUAAAGUGUUUGUGGGUAGAUUCAAGUCUCGCAAAGAGCGGGAAGCGGAGCUUGGAGCCAAGGCCAAGGAAUUCACCAAUGUUUAUAUCAAAAACUUCGGAGAAGAGGUGGAUGAUGGGAAUCUGAAAGAACUCUUUAGCCAGUUUGGUAAGACCCUAAGUGUCAAGGUGAUGAGAGACUCCAGUGGGAAGUCCAAAUGUUUUGGCUUUGUAAAUUACGAGAAACACGAGGAUGCCAAUAAGGCUGUGGAAGAAAUGAAUGGAAAAGAAAUGAGCGGGAAAGACAUAUUUGUAGGCUGUGCACAGAAAAAGGUAGAAAGGCAGGCUGAGCUAAAGCGGAAGUUUGAGCAGCUGAAGCAGGAGAGGAUUAGCCGGUGCCAGGGGGUGAAUUUCUACAUUAAGAACUUGGAUGACACCAUUGAUGAUGAGAAAUUAAGGAAAGAGUUUUCUCCCUUUGGAUCAAUCACCAGUGCGAAGGUGGUGCUAGAAGAUGGGAGAAGCAAAGGGUUUGGCUUUGUCUGUUUCUCCUCUCCUGAAGAGGCAAGCAAAGCUGUCACCGAGAUGAAGGGACGCAUUGUGGGCUCCAAGCCUCUGUACCUCGUUGCCGUGGCCCAGAGGAAGGAGGAGCAGAAGGCUCAGCUGACUAACCAGUACAUGCAGCAUGUGGCGGGGAUGAGAGCACUCCCUGCCAGUGCCAUCUUAAAUCAGUUCCAGCCUGCAGCUGGUGGCUACUUUGUGCCCGCAGUUCCGCAGGCUCAGGGAAGACCCCCAUAUUACACGCCUAACCAGUUAGCACAGAUGAGGACUAAUCCACGCUGGCAGCAAGGCGGGAGACCUCAAGACUUCCAAGGAUUGCCAAGUGCCCUGCGGCAGUCUGGGCCUCGCCCAACUCUUCGACAUCUGGCUCCAACUGGUAAUGCUCCGGCUUUCUACUACUGCUCAGAGAGGCUAACUGACAGCUGCCAGUCUGGAAGCGUCCCUACAGCCAUGCCAAACCUUGCACCUCAGGCCUUAGUUGCUGCCGCCGCUCCCAGGGCUGUGGCUCCAUACAAGUAUGCCUCCAGUGUCCGCAGUCCACACCCUGCCACCCAGCCACAGCAGGCCCCCCAGCCUGCAGUCCACGUCCAGGGUCAGGAGCCCCUGACUGCCUCCAUGCUUGCUGCAGCGCCCCCCCAGGAGCAGAAGCAGAUGCUGGGGGAGCGUCUGUUCCCGCUUAUCCAAACAAUGCAUUCAAACCUGGCUGGGAAAAUCCCUGGGAUCCUGCUGGAAAUUGACAACUCUGAGCUGCUGCACAUGCUGGAGUCCCCCGAGUCCCUCCCCUCCAAGGUAGAUGAAGCUGUGGCAGUCCUGCAGGCUCAUCAUGCCAAGAAAGAAGCUGCCCAGAAGGUGGACACUGUUGCUGCUGCUACCUCUUAGACAAGAAAAAAAGAGUCAAAAGCCAAAUAACCCCUCAUGGCAUCCACCUAAGGU
This is a messenger RNA of Mus caroli (Ryukyu mouse), 1950 nucleotides long. The record is from RefSeq and is a predicted model, not a curated record. NCBI's taxonomy places the organism in Eukaryota, Metazoa, Chordata, Mammalia, Rodentia, Muridae.